Phlebotomus argentipes is the source of this 1185-nucleotide messenger RNA. RefSeq names its product farnesol dehydrogenase-like. The transcript has a single exon. NCBI's taxonomy places the organism in Eukaryota, Metazoa, Arthropoda, Insecta, Diptera, Psychodidae. The coding region runs from base 433 to 1185 and encodes 250 amino acids. The record is from RefSeq and is a predicted model, not a curated record.
GGAACAGCUAGCUGAAGAGCCCUUUCUUGAGUCUAAAGACGUUUCGCAAAGUGUUCUCCAUGUCUUGGGGACUCCUCCUCAUGUUGAAAUCCAUGAACUCAUCAUUAUUCCAUUCGGCUCGCGAUUGUGAUGUUACUACGUUAGAACAGAAUAGAAAUAAAUAGUGUUGACCCACCCACAGAAUUAUAUGGAUUUUAUUAAAAAAAAAGUGUGUGGUUCUUCCUAGACAUAUGUAUGUAUAUACAUUAACCGUGUUUUAAAAAACCUCCUCACACAGCAAAAUACAAAUCCAAAUUUCAUCAUAAGCUCGCCAGCAUAUUGUACAUAAUGUAAAUAAUAUAGAAAACUAUAAAACGCGAUGUUGAGUCGACGCACUGAUCAGUUGUAUUGGGGAAAUUCUAAAGAGAAGAACUGAGUUGUGAAGACCACACAAUGGAGCAGUGGAAGAAUCGAGUGGCUGUUGUGACGGGCGCGUCGGCAGGAAUCGGAGCCGCAAUCGUCAAGGAUCUGGUCAAGGCUGGAAUGAUCACAGUUGGAUUGGCGAGAAGAGUGGAAAGAAUAGAGGCUCUAAAGACGGAUCUUCCAGCACAUCUUCAGGGAAAUCUCCACGCUAUGAAGUGUGAUGUUUCGAAGGAAGAUGAAGUUGUGAAAGUGUUUGCCUCAAUUGCGUCAAAAUUCGACGGAAUCGAUGUCCUGAUUAACAAUGCUGGGAUUAUUCGCCAAACUGAACUCAUCAAUGCUGAUAAUUCCAUCCCGAUUCGAGAAAUAAUCGACACCAAUGUGAUGGGAUUGGUUUUUUGUACUCGAGAAGCCUUCAAAUCUAUGGAAAAGCACGGAAGAAAUUCGCAUGUUGUGCACAUCAACAGCAUUACAGGACAAAAACCUAUAUGCAUGCUUGAAUAUCCUUCAAACAAUAUGUAUCCUCCAAGUAAAUAUGCAGUGACUGCGAUAACGGAGAUUCAUCGUCAGGAGUUCAUCAGGAGCAAGCAUCACAUCAAAGUGACUUCAGUGAGUCCUGGACUGGUCAAUACAGAGAUAUUUUUACCAGAACACAGAGAAAUGCUUGCCGCUCUUCCCAUUCUUGAACCAGAAGAUGUAUCUCAGAGUGUCCUUCACAUUUUGGGAACUCCUCCUCAUGUUCAAAUCCACGAUUUGACUAUCAAACCAUUUGGUGAAACGUUUUAA